UACUGCCUGCACCUGCUCCCCACUAGGCCUGCAGGUGCGCCCACGCCUUCUACACCUUCCCACACCUGCCAACCAUGCGGCAAGUGCAGCGUUCAACCGUUUCUCUCAGGGCAAGCGACACCUCCUGGUGGGGGACUUCAAAUCUGCUGUCACUGCCUUCAAGGAGGCAACAGAGUCCCUGGUGGAGCUGUAUGGGGAGCAGGCGGCGGAGUGUGGUGACGCGUACUACCACUAUGGCCGUGCAUUGCUGGAGCUGGCACGCAAGGAGGCAGGGGUGCUGGGGCCAGAUCUGGAUGGUGCCAGUAGUCAGGAGGGAAGCACAGGGAAGGAGGAGGACGAGGAGGAAGAGAGUGAAGAGUCACAAGAGGAGGAGGAAGGUGGAAAGAAAGAGGAAGGAGAGGAGGAGGAGGAGGAGGAGGAAGAUGGAGAAGGAAAGGAGAAAGAUAAGAAGGAAGGAAAUGCCGCAGAAGGAGAAGGUGAGAAUACUGAGGAAGAGGAAGAGGUGACCACCCUACAGUGUGCCUGGGAGUGGCUGGAUGUGGCUCGGGUCAUCUUUGACAAGCAAGAGGAGACGCCAGAGGUGGUGAAGAAGAGAGCACAAAUACGCCUGAGUCUGGGUGAAGUCUGCAUGGAGAGUGAGGACUAUGAGGGAGCCAUCAAUGAGUUUAAGCAAUGCCUUCAGAUGCAGGAGUCAGUGUUGGAGAAGGAUGACCGCUCCCUGGCAGAGAGACACUAUCAGCUGGGCUUGGUGUACAGCCUCUCGGACAACUUUGAUAGUGCUGUUUCUCACUUCACGGCUGCUGUUGAUGUCAUUCAGCUCAAGAUAAAGAACCUGCAGGCGCGUGUCACUGAGAAGAAUUCCUGGAGCAAGGAGCGCAGGGAUAAGGACUUGGCAGAGAGCAAGGAUGUGUUCUAUACAGAGGAGGGAGAGAUAGAAGACCUGCAGCAGCUCCUCCCAGACAUUCAGCUCAAGAUUGUGGACAUGAAGGAAAUGAAAGCUGCUUCAGUGGAGAAACUUCAACAGGCAGCCAAGCCUGGGGACAUUGCAGCCAUGCUGCUGGGCAAGGGUGAGGGACCCAGGUCAUCAGGGGCGGUGUUCUCCCAAGCAAGGGAAGGAGAGGCAAGUGGAAGUGCUGCCUCGUCAUCCAGGUCUUCUGACGCCAAACCUCUCAUUUGUCAAGUGAGACGCAAGCUGCUGAUUGGCUAUGAAAGUGGGCAACUGGUUCUGUGGGAUUUCAAGGCUUGCUGUGCUGAUGUCAGAUAUCAGGCCACUGAACCCCUAAGGUCAGUGUCUUGGCACCAUGAAGGAAAGCAGUUUAUGUGUUGUCAUACUGAUGGUUCGCUCACAACCUGGACUCUGAAGCAAGCCUCGGCCAGACCCACCUCCACUGUCUUCCCUCACGGGACAUCAGGGACCGCUCCGUGCUGAGGGUGUUCGAAGGGGAGGGCGUCAACGGCCAAGGGUCAGCGUGGGACAGCGGCGGUGACCAGUCUUACUUCAGCGAGCCAGAGUUCCAUUCAGAUUUUCAACAGUAACAUGUUCACAGCAAAACCAAGAGCGGCAAGUCCGGGGGUUACUACAUGGCGCACUCCUACCCCCCCGGGCGCCCCCCAGCCCAAUGCAGGGGAUCGCCCCCAUCCCCCGAGGACCCCGCCCCCCCUAUCCGCCAG
Scylla paramamosain (green mud crab) is the source of this 1671-nucleotide messenger RNA. RefSeq names its product protein HGV2-like. The transcript has 14 exons. Gene Ontology annotation, molecular function: histone binding. Gene Ontology annotation, cellular component: nucleoplasm. Gene Ontology annotation, biological process: DNA replication-dependent chromatin assembly; CENP-A containing chromatin assembly. NCBI's taxonomy places the organism in Eukaryota, Metazoa, Arthropoda, Malacostraca, Decapoda, Portunidae. The record is from RefSeq and is a predicted model, not a curated record. Bases 629 to 1429 code for a protein of 266 amino acids.